CAGGGAUUAAAAGGAGAGAAAGAAAGAAAAAGGUGAUCCUGGAAGUACAUGAACAUCGCAGCGCGUUCCAAAGCAUUCAAUUCAUCUGCAGCGAACGAUACAGAAUAUCAAUGUUGAGUGAAGGUAUGUUACGUGCUGGCGGCGAUAUGGCGGAGACUGUUGCCCAGCGCGCCUCUUCGCCUAUAGUUAUGUCUUCACAGAGCUCACUGUCUCCGAGUUCUAGCAUAGCAAAACUUUUCAGCGGAGCAGCUAACUCAAGAAGCAUGUUCGGGGGGAUGGGUUCGAACCCUAGACCGGACAUCGUAGCAGCGGCCGCAGCGUUAAGGCAUAUGAUCAACCAAAAUCUGCUUCAGCAACCGGCAAGCCAAUCACCCAACCCUUUGCUACCUUUCCCGGCUCUCACUUUCAGCCCCUCGCAAAUCGCAACAGUUUGUGAAAGUUUGCAAGAAAGCGGUGAUAUUGAGAGGUUAGCCCGAUUCCUGUGGUCACUUCCAGCAGCUCCUGGAGUCUUGGAGGUUUUAAACACCAACGAGGUGGUUCUAAGAGCGCGGGCAAUUGUUGCGUUUCACCAGGGCCAUUAUAGAGACUUGUACGCCAUUUUGGAAACGCAUCGAUUCACUGAAAAGGACUCCCAUGGAAAGUUACAGGCAAUGUGGCUUGAAGCUCAUUACCAAGAAGCUGCUAAACUAAGAGGAAGGCCCUUAGGCCCGGUAGAUAAAUACAGAAUCCGAAAGAAAUUUCCUUUGCCGAGGACAAUUUGGGACGGGGAGCAAAAAACACAUUGUUUUAAGGAACGAACCCGAAGCCUGUUACGUGAAUGGUACCUACGUGACCCUUACCCUAACCCAAGCAAGAAGAAAGAGCUUGCUCAUGCAACAGGACUUACACCAACUCAAGUUGGAAAUUGGUUCAAAAACAGAAGGCAACGAGACAGAGCUGCUGCCGCAAAGAACAAUCGUCAACAGAACCAGUUAAGCCCACAACCUAGAAGCAAAACCACCUCUCCUACGUCAUACCAAAACGAAUUGUUACGUCACUAUGGCACCCACAACGACCCAUCAGCAAUGUUUUGGGCAGUGGGUAAAUUCCCAGGUUUCCCCAUGACAGUACCCCAUUUCCAACGACCCACCUAUAUCGAUAAAGGGGAUUCACCAACCGGAAGCACUUUCUCUUCCCCUUCUUUCCUUCCAACCCCUCCGAUGACGUCAUUGCACCGACUCAAUACGUCAUCACCGAAAGCGGAAAGCGACUCCGGUUCGGUGUCUCCAAUCUCUAGUCAUUAUGACAAAAGAAUAGAAAGUGAUGACAUAACAAACGAAGACAAUUUCCCGGAAGCAGACACAGCGAGUCAGAGCCCGAAAGACUAAAGUUUUAAAAACUGUUUUCUUGGUCAUGAGACUCGCCGUACAUUCUUGCACUCGUUAUUAUUAUUGCUCGUGUAUCGUGUCGGUAUAUUACAUUUCAUUUCGAUUAAAAACCUGUUAUAUAUAA
Messenger RNA from Ciona intestinalis (vase tunicate), 1491 nucleotides. RefSeq names its product homeobox protein six1b. NCBI's taxonomy places the organism in Eukaryota, Metazoa, Chordata, Ascidiacea, Phlebobranchia, Cionidae. Gene Ontology annotation, cellular component: nucleus; transcription regulator complex. The record is from RefSeq and is a predicted model, not a curated record. Gene Ontology annotation, biological process: regulation of transcription by RNA polymerase II. Gene Ontology annotation, molecular function: RNA polymerase II cis-regulatory region sequence-specific DNA binding; DNA-binding transcription factor activity, RNA polymerase II-specific.